AUCGGAUUAGGUUUUUCAAAUCCGACUAGGUUUUGUAAAAUUUGUGAUAUGCGCAUCCAAAAAUCUUAAAUACGGAGUAGACGCCAAUAUAAUGCAGCACAUUCACCGUUAUUUGCAAACCUUGAAACAGAGUAAUCCCCAAGAAAACUUCAAAUUACCCGACCAAACCAAGAAAUCAACUUCCAAUACCAACGCAAAUACGCCGCCAUGUAUUCAACUUCUUCUUAUUACUCACGAUCGCCGUCGUACACACCGUCGUCUCCUCUUGAAUACACACCAGAGUCGCCGUCGUCUCCAAAUCAAUACUACGCUAUGGAGUCAAAAUCUUUUAAUUACUUACAAUCACCAUCAUACACGCCAUGGUUUCCUCCUGUGUAUGCACCGGAAUCGCCAGAAUACACGCCAUCGUCGCCACCUAAAUCACCGGAGUACACGCCAUCAUCGCCACCUAAGUCACCGGAGUACACGCCAUCGUCGCCACCUAAGUCACCGGAGUACACGCCAUCGUCACCAGAGUACGUGCCAUCCUCUCCAAAAUACUCGCCAGAAUCACCAGAGUAUGUGCCAUCCUCUCCAGUCUAUUCACCAGAGAGUCCUGAAUACUCGCCAGAAUCGCCGUCGUACAACCCACCUUCUCCAGUCUAUACACCAGCAUCCCCUGAAUAUUCGCCGGAAUCUCCAAUUUACACACCAGCGUCCCCUGUUUACUCGCCGGAGUCCCCAAUCUACACACCGGGGUCCCCUGUUUACUCGCCGGACUCUCCAAUCUACACACCAGACUCCCCUGUUUACUCACCGGAAUCUCCAGUCUACACGCCAGCGUCUCCUGUUUACUCGCCUGAAUCUCCAAUCUACACGCCUGCAUCCCCUGUUUACUCGCCGGAAUCUCCAAUCUACACACCACCAGCAUCCCCUGAAUAUUCGCCGGAAUCUCCAAUCUACACGCCAGCAAGUCCUGUUUAUUCUCCGGAAUCUCCAAUAUACACGCCAGCAUCCCCUGUUUACUCGCCGGAAUCUCCAAUCUACACACCAGGGUCCCCUGUUUAUUCACCGUACUAUUCUUCGUAUGCAACCUGAGUUGUGACUUGUGAGUUGUGAUCUGUGUAACAGUUAAUUCUGAUUAAUUGAUUAAUCUUGUAUGUUUCUCGUUUAGAGAUCGUCUUAAUUUCAUGGGUUUAUAAUUGUAAAGCAAUUUUGUUGUUUGAUUUUCUGAUUUUGUUAUCUACUGAUAUCUUUCUUUAAGAUAAUAAUGGUUAAACCUAGAUU
Molecule: messenger RNA, 1266 nt
Organism: Spinacia oleracea (spinach)
Lineage: Eukaryota; Viridiplantae; Streptophyta; Magnoliopsida; Caryophyllales; Amaranthaceae
Exons: 1
Coding region: 208-1077 (289 amino acids)
Biological process (GO): transcription by RNA polymerase II
Molecular function (GO): DNA binding
Source: RefSeq, a predicted model, not a curated record